AAUCUCAUAUAUACAUAUAGGGUUAUAUAAAUAUAUAUAUAUAUACACACACACGCACACACCCUCCUUUCUUUACAUGCCGAGAAAACAGACGGCGAUGCACACGGACGAGGCGCCUGCAGCUGCGCGCGGAGCAUCAGCAUGAUUUUAAGCGUGUUUUAAAGCUUUAAGGACAUCCGGCGCUUUCUGGAUCACAGGAUUGUCGGCAGCGCGAGUCACCGAGGCAGCACAGGGCCCUGAUGCCAAACGCAGAUUCUCGCCACUGGAUUUAGAGGAAGAGCUUGGGGCAGGACGGAACCAGGAUGAGUGGAGGACAGGAGCAGGCUGACAUCCUGUCUGCUUCUGCACUGGUUAGGGAGCGAUGGAAAGUGUUAAAGAAGAUUGGUGGUGGGGGCUUCGGGGAGAUCUACGAGGCAUUGGACCUGCAAACCAAAUACAACGUAGCGCUUAAGGUGGAGUCGGCCCAGCAGCCCAAACAGGUGCUCAAGAUGGAGGUGGCUGUGCUGAAGAAACUACAGGGUAAGGAUCAUGUAUGCCGCUUUGUGGGAUGUGGACGCAAUGACCGCUUCAACUAUGUUGUCAUGGAGUUACAGGGUUGUAAUUUGGCGGAUUUGAGGAGAAGUACAAAUCGUGGGACGUUCACUGUCAGCACCACGCUCAGACUUGGCCGGCAGAUACUGAAGGCUAUUGAGAGCAUCCACUCGGUUGGCUUCCUACACCGUGACAUCAAACCGUCCAAUUUUGCCAUGGGACGCUUCCCCUGCACUCGUCGGAUCUGCUACAUGCUGGACUUUGGUUUGGCACGCCAGUUCACAAAUUCAUCCCAGGAAGUCAGACCACCUCGUCGUGUGGCAGGGUUCAGAGGUACAGUACGAUAUGCUUCAGUCAACGCUCACAAGAACAAGGAAAUGGGAAGGCAUGAUGACUUGUGGUCUCUGUUCUACAUGGUGGUGGAGUUUUUGGUUGGUCAGCUGCCUUGGAGGAAGAUCAAGGACAAGGAGCAAGUAGGGAAGCUGAAGGAGGCGUAUGACCAUCGCCUCAUGCUGAAGCAUUUGCCCUCAGAGUUCAGCAUCUUCCUGGACCACAUUAGCAGCUUGGAGUACUAUACCAAACCUGACUAUCAGCUUUUGAUGACAGUUUUUGAGAACAGUAUGAAAACCUAUAACGUGGUGGAAAACGACCCAUACGAUUGGGAAAGGACGAGCACAGAUGGUGCUAUUAAUACUCCUACAGCUGCCAACGUGCCUCAGCAUCACACACGACUCACGCCAGCCUACAUGGGGAUGGCCAAUGCCUCUGUGGUGAUUGGAGACCUUCUGAAGGAGAACACUGAUGAAGUCCUUCAGGACGAGCAGCUCAGUGAUGGAGACAACAACGCUGGGCCAGAGCGCCAGCCGGACACUCCUGCCCUCCCCCUGAGAAACCCGGAAGCUGACGGUUGGGAGGAUCUGGACCGCAACAGCAACCUCAUCCGCUUCCCUGGCUGGAAGGGCCGCACAGAGGAGGAGCAUAGUAACAAGGGCAACCCGAGCCCUCAUGCUGGCCCCAGCCUUGGUUCUCCUGUGUGUUUACGCUCUGAGGUGGUGUCCUCAGACAGAGAUCCUCCUCUCCUGAGGAAACUGCGCAACAUCCACAGCUUCGAGCUGGACAAGCGACUCACCUUGGAGCCCAAACCCAACACGGAGCGCUUCGUGGAAGCAUGCGUGGUGAAGCAGACGCCCGAUUCAGCACAGGACCAGGAAGGUAAUGUUGGUGCAGUGCCAGCUGCUGCCGCUGUUCGAGUGUGGCACUAUGAUGAAGAGUUCCUCUUAGGAGAUGCGUCACCUAAAUUGGCCUCCCCAGGCUCUCUGGAGCUCGUUGAUGGAGCAGCCAGUAGUGGCUUUGUAGCACUAAAUCUGAGCACGGACCAUCAGGACGUGGACAUGCAUGACUGGGUGAUGGUGGAACGUGUCUCUGACCAGCAAGACAUUCAAGAGGCAGCCAGUAGCAGCCCAGGACCUGAGGCAAAGCUGACUAGCAGCCCUUCAGAGGAGCCAGAGGUGGUGCAACCAAUGGAUGAGUCUCCUGAUAAGGAAAGGGCCACCUCAAGCCCCUCCCAUGGGCACGAGCUGGCCACAGUCAGAGUGGAGCGGCUCGAACUGAGUAUGGUGCCAACAACAGGUCUGCUCCCAAUUACACCCACCAGUCCUGCUGAAGCGCUGGCGGAGGGAGCUCUCACACAGCUCCCAACCUCUCCUGCGUCUCUGCCAGAGGAGGUGGUGGCCCGGAAGCUCCUGCGUUCCCCCAGCCCUCAUACCUUCCUGAGCACAUUGUCAGAUCCCCUGCACCGACGCUCACCACCCACUCUCCGCCGUAGCCAAUCCGCAGAACACCAUAACCAGCACCGCUCUCCCUGCUCCUCUACCUCCCAGCCCCGCAUCACUCACAGGAAACUGCCAGCCAUUCCACCAGGCGCCUCCAACACCAAGAUCCCUUCAGUCAUACGCAUCACACGGGCUCAGUUGCAGCAGUUGACAGCUCAGCGUCCCUCUGCGCUCUUCUCCCAGUCAGCCUCUGACAGCAUGCCACAGUGCCCCCUGCUGGAGAAUCAUAUCACUGGUGAGAAAGAGGCGCUACCACAGGAUCUCACUGUGGAUGACAUCCAUUCACCUCAGGAGCAGCCUCAUUCCCUGCGCUCCAGUCCCUCCAGUGCUGAUGCGGAAAUUCCGAUAAAUAGGAAUGGAAAUCCACAAACGCCGAGCCCAGUGCCAAGCCCGGAAAACUUACCCCGUAAUGCCUGCAAUCCACUGCUGAUAAACAGCCAUGCUGACUCUGCAGCAGAUGCUCAGAAGGCGCUACUGUCUGAGCUGAAGGACACCAAGAGAGACUCUGAUGCCUCCACUGUGCCUGAUCAGCCUCCUCCAUUGAAGAACAAUGUAACAUCCUCUGUUGAAAGUAAUAAUCACACCCAGUACUCUGUGCCGUCUCGGGAUCCCAGUCGCCGGCUGAGCCGCAUCCCUGUCCUCGAGCCCUCCAGUUUGCCGCAGGAUGUUCCUUCAGGCUCAGCAAAAGAGAAACUGCUGCAGAAACGAAGCCAGCGCCUCCCCACCUCUCCCUGCGCCUCACCAUGUGCCUCACCCUCACUUUCCUCAGUCCAGCGCGACCGCCUGUCCUCCACUUCAGCCUCGGAGCGCUCACAGGAUGAGGAGUCCAUACAUGGACUGAGACAGGGUGAUGAUGCCCCUUCACUAUCCUCCUCGUCUAGCCCACACUCGCAUAAGAGCAAAAUCCCAAGACCUGUAAGCCGCUCUUCUGUACAGGGGGAUCUCGCAGCCCAGUUUGUGCCUCGUCCACCUCCCGGCAAACCGCCCAGCCGUACGUCUGCAGAUGGCAGGCUGCGGCGUUAUCGGAUACGAGCGGGCAGCGCGGGUGACACGGAACUGAUGACGUGCCUGGCUCAGCUGAUGCGAGGUGGAACCAGCCGCUCCUCAUCACUGCAUUCCCGCAGUUCACCGCAGCAUGUGGGCACCAGGCUUGUGUGUUUCAACCAGUCGGGUAUCUCGCAUCACUACCACCAUCACCAGCGCAGCUCCAGUGCUUCCCCCCGCAGCUGCUCCUCACUGCAGCGCUCCAUCAGCUCCUCACCCUCCCGUCAUGAGCAUCGUGUUGGAUGCCUGCGCAGCCACUCACCCCCCAGCUUCUCGGGGUCUCCGCCUUUCCGCCGCGCUCCUCAUACACAGGAGGGCAGUUGUGGCCACAAGGUCCGCACCAAAGCUUGUAGUCGGGAGCCCAAGUGGUCUAACAAGCUGAGCAGAUAGUUAUCCCACUAAACGCAUGUACAUCACACGCAGACCAGCAGGGGAGGAAAAGACUUGCAAGAUUCUUGUUUUUAUGCUUGACUUGUACCAAUAUAGUAUCCAGUCUUACAACUGCAGCUACACAGUAUUCUGCUUCUUAAUUUUGCACCCACUUCCUGCUACACAUUUGAGUUGGACAAUAAGAGACUAUCACGUCAAUCAGCUCUCUGACCUGCAUUCUCUCUUUAUUCUCAAGUUGUUGUUUUUUUUUUUUUUUUUUUAAAGAAUGGUGAGUGUAAUGCCUUUAGGAUUUUUUAAAAAAAUGCAACAUAAAUAUUUCCAGGUGAGUUGUAGGAUUAGUAUUUUGGUUAGUUUUAACGCCAAGAAAAAUCAUGCAGCUAGAGCACUGAUAUAGUUCGUCUAACACUAGAUGCAUGGGUUUGUGUAUUUGCAUCAAGCUCUGUAAACCUGUAAUAUAGUAUUUAUUGAAAUAUGUACUUGGGCUCGAAUGCAUAUUGCACCCUUCUAAUCCGUGCAGUGGCAGGUACACUGACAGAUCGCUGACGUAUCUUUUCUGUCUGUGCUGUUUUUAGCCCUCAUUCAAGCUAAGGCAGGUUGUAUUUUUUGAGGCUGCAGAAACAUUUGAGUGUUAAUGUGAGGACUAGUGUUUCCUUUUCCCAAGAAAUGCUAAAGCAAUCACUGAGAUUCUUACAAGCACUUUGCUGUGUGCCUAAGGAAAUGGUACUUCAAAUUACAGAAGAGCAAGGUACAAGCUUUCAUAACGAGCUGGGUAUUUAUUUUUUUUGAGCUAUGGAGCUCAUGCUGCUCUUUUAAAGGUGCAGGCUUGCACACAUAUACAGCAGAUACACACAGACUUGCGCAUGGGGCACUCGUAUUGGUUUUAAAACUCUUUGGUUGAUCAUCUGAUCUUUGCUGAUUGAUUACUGUGUCCAAAGGGUUAUCUGCUCCACAGACUGAAUAAGCUUCAAAGAACGUUGAAGGGGAAUGUUUUAUAUCUCGUAUUGUACAGAACUAAAAACAACAUCAUUUAUUCAUGUUGAGGGCAGUGUGGAAAAGAAGAGGUAUACACAUAGUUCUGUGGUGUGAUGAACUAAUUCUAGUCAGAUUGUUAGAAUGAUCCCAGUUGAAAACCAAAACAAUUACUGUCAACUAGAGUUUUUGUUUUUUGAAGUAGGCAAUAAUAAAUUCUGAAGGAUAUCAGAUUUCUGUAAGUGUGGCAGUCUGGGUUAACCUGUUGUCUGUCACAUUGGCUGAAUUCUGAAAAAAAAAAAAAAAAAAGUUGAUGAAUCCCACAGGGUUGGGGGUUUGAGUCCUGCCUCCGCCCUCUGCAUGCAGAGUUUUAACGUUCUCCCUGUGCUUCGGGGGUGUCCUCCCUAGUCCAAAGACAUGCGGUGUAAGCUGAUUGGCUUUUCCAAAUUGUGUGUAGUGUGUGAAUUUGUGCGAGAUUGUGCCCUGCAGUGGGUUGGCACCCAGUCCAGGGUGUCCCCUGCCUUGUGCCCCGAGUUCCCUGGGAUAGGCUCUAGGCCCCCCUGUGACCAUGUGUAGGAUAAACAAUAUGGAAAAUGGAAUAGAUAAAUAUCACACCUCAAUUUUAAGAAACCAUAAAUACAUUUCACCAAAAAAAUAUUACUUUAUAAUCUUACCUAGAAUAGUCUUCCUGCAGUGUUGGCUAAGGAGUCAGUCUACCUAAAAACAUGUAAAACCUUGCUACUUAAGUGUGAUUUACUCACACAUUGAAUUUCACAAUUUGAUCAAAUUCUUUGAUUGCUACGUGCUUUGCCAAACUCACAAAUAAAUCCUAGACAUAUGACAUACUGUUCAUGCAAAAGGGAAACAGUUCAGGAAAACGGUGCAAUAGAAAAUGCUUAAAUUUCACCAUGUGAAGGGUUUUCCAAGGCCACCAUGCAUAUCCAGUCCCCAUCGAAAGUAUUGGAACAGCAAAGUCAGUUCUGUUAUUUUCGCUAGACAUUGAAGAUAUUUUUGUUUGAGACCAAAAGAUGAAUAUAAAAUGAUGGAUCAGAAGUCAGCUGUCAUUUCUGCAUAUUUACAUCUAGAUGUGCUAUACAACUUAGAACAUGGCACCUUUUGUUUGAAACCCCCCAUCAAAUUUAUUGGAACAUGGAAUGGUGGACUGUAUGCAUUGAAUAUGUUCAGAUUUUUUUGCUGUGGUCUUGUGCCAUUGGAGUCAUUAAGAACAACACAUUUCUUUAGAAUGUAGAAACUGGCCUCCUUGGGCUUCCUCCACGUUGUCCUUCUUUGCUGUACUGUAACUUUACAAACACUAUAAACAGCAUUCAUAUCAAUGUAGUUCAUAUAUUCCCGCAUAUGACUGAAACAUACAGUCAUGUUCUGAGUAGGGUUGUUAAUAUAUAUUUUUUAUUAAUAUACAUGUUCAUGUUCUUUUAUUGUAAGUUUCAGCCUCAGCCUCUCUCCUUCACAGCACUUCAACCAAGCUUAUUUUGACUUUGCAGUUUUGAGGAAGUGUCUAGUAUGCAUAUUUGUACAAAUGUUGGUUGGUCACAUAGAUAUCUGACAUUACCAUUUAGGAUUGUGUAUACGAGAACAUCGUUUUCUGCUUUGAAUCAAGAGGUUUUUGUGUUCAGUAUAUUAGAGGCAGUUUUAUUUUCCAGAGCUUCUGCAUGUAUUGCAUUUUAUUACUAUUGUUAAACAUUUGACUUACUGUUUUGUUUUUUUGUUUUUUCAUCAAGCCAUGGGAUAGCCGAGAUGUUCAUUACACAACUGUUAGAUCACAGUUUCUAGCUGCAGAGAGUUCCUUGGUAAUACAGUUCUGAUUAAGGGUAUGGUCAUGUGUAGAUAUAUUAGGUGAUUUAAUGCUAGAUUAAGAUUCAAAAUACAUGAAGGAAAACUGUAAGCCAAACAUGAUCAUUUUAAAAGGUACUUUAAAUGGAAGGAAUCAUGUGUUGCCCCACAUAAUGAAGUAGUACACAUUAUUAUAAAACCCCUACAUACAUAUUUGCUGUAAUAGAAAAUGCUGUAUCCCUUUACAUUUCUUUGUGUGAAACGGCUCUUUGUUCUUUUCCUGCUAUCAAUAUCAAUGUCUUAAUCUAUAUGAAAUUUUAGUCCUGUAAAUAAGAAGCCAGGUUACACAUGGUAGCGUCUGCUCCCACUCUAUGUUUAAUCUGAAUUUCUGAUGUCCCCCAUGUCUUCUUCCCCCUGCUGGACAUGGACAGAACUGAAGGUUCCAGGGUGCCACAUGCUUCAUUACUGACAAUUAAAUACCAUUUUCAGUAGUUGUAUUAUCUGCUGAUUAUAGUUUAGCAUAUCUGAAUACAUCUUUUCCUAUUAUGUUACAGAUUUCCUGUUUGUGUUAUAAUCUGCAUAGUCACAAUGUUUGUACAGCCUAAAAAAAAAAAGGAAUGUCAAAGGGAGAGACCACAUUGUACAUUAUUGCAAUAUUUGUGUUAUUUUUAUUUUAUUUGUAUCAUAUCAAUGCCUUGUACAGUGUUGUUUUUUCAUUUAAAAUUGUUUUGUAUUUUAUUUUUAUAAACUGGUUAUGAAUAAAAUAUUUAUUCAGCAUGCCGGCAGAACCUCUACACCUCGUGUCAUGUGCAGUUUCUCAGCUCUUGGUAGCUUGUGUGUGUGAUGUGCUGGUGAACCAAAAGGAAGCCACAAAAAAAACAUGGUAGAUAAAAUAAAAUUUCCCAGAAUAUUAAUGG
This is a messenger RNA of Ictalurus furcatus (blue catfish), 7474 nucleotides long. RefSeq names its product tau tubulin kinase 2a (gene ttbk2a). The record is from RefSeq and is a predicted model, not a curated record. Gene Ontology annotation, cellular component: ciliary basal body; nucleus; cytoplasm. The transcript has 16 exons. Gene Ontology annotation, biological process: peptidyl-serine phosphorylation; cilium assembly; signal transduction. Lineage: Eukaryota; Metazoa; Chordata; Actinopteri; Siluriformes; Ictaluridae. Gene Ontology annotation, molecular function: ATP binding; protein serine/threonine kinase activity. The coding region runs from base 303 to 3797 and encodes 1164 amino acids.